UAAAUAAGUUCUUCACAUACUCUGAACCUAUAGUGGUAUCAGAGCCAAAACCUCUAAUGAGUCUCCUCUGUCUUACCAAUGGCCAAAACCUCUGGAACCUGCGACAGCACCUCCUCUUCUGGUGCGAACUCUCCAACCCAUAAUCAUAAUACCAGCAACCCGAACUCCGCAGCCAUCGACCUCAACCAUGCUACUCGAGGACCCAUAUCCUUCAACUCUGCUGUGUUUCCUCUUAAGCUAACCCCCACCAAUUAUCCCUCCUGGAAGACGCAAUUCACGUGUCUUGUUGCAGGUUAUGAUUUACUUGGUUUUCUGGAUGGCACAAAUCCAUGUCCUGUGGCUACGGAACCAACCUAUGCUCUUUGGGCUCGGCAAGAUCAACUCUUACGCCAUGCACUCAUUACUUCAGUUUCAGAGAACAUCACACCCUACAUUGCUGCGGCACCCACUGCUCAACAUGCCUGGGAAAUGCUAGCCAACCUCUAUGCAAACCGAUCGCGUCCAGAAUUUCGAGAGAUUGCAGCAUCUCUUCGAACGCGAGACACCUCUCUGCCCUUUGAUGAUCUCCAUGAUCGGUUGGUGGCUCAUGAAGAAAGUCUCCGACGGGAAGAUACUAAACUGGAAUCCACUCCUCUCACUGCCCACUUUGCUAGAGCAGCCACAACACCCUCUUCCUCCAUCGUGACCUCGGCUGGACUGUUGCCCACACCUCACAAUGGUCGCCAUUUUGCCCACAAGUGUCCGUUUUACCAGGUUCAACAACACCCUCCGCAUGCCAACUUUGCAUCCUCUCCCAACAUUGCUUCUGAGGAUUGGCUACUCGACUCUGGUGCAACUCACCAUGUGACCACGGACCUUGCCAAUCUCGCCUUGCACUCUGAAUAUCUUGGCCCUAAUGAACUUCAAAUUGGGGAUGGAACAGUUCCCAUUGACAUUGUUUGCCACUGCCCGGCUGCUGGUCGCUCAAUGUUGCCUCCUUGUGCUAUAGUUCCCCAUCAUGAGGUAGUCCCCAUGUCCACCAAACCAGUCAUUCCUCACUCACCAGUCUCUCCGUCGGCUCCUACCUCCACACCUCGUUCUCCCACUCAAAGCCCCUGUCCAACCUCAACCCCUACCGUCACCCCCACCAUCGCUGAAUUGGACUCCUCUCCUCCUCUAUCCUCCAACCAUGCCACUUCUAAUAACCUCCCACCACCACCGCCUCCCCCACCUAUCCGCACUCAUCCCAUGGUCACCCGUUCUCAACACAACAUCUUUAAACCAAAGACCUUACAUCAUGCAACCAUGGCCUCCCCAUUCCCUUCACCUAAACCCAUUUGUGUGUCUCAAGCACUCAAAGAUUCCCAUUGGAGACGGGCCAUGUCGGAGGAGUUCAAUGCGUUGAUUCGCCAAGGGACGUGGGAGCUGGUACCCUCUCACUCGGAUCAACAUGUUCUUGGCAACAAGUGGAUAUUUCGGAUAAAACGGGUCUAUGUGGAUGAUAUCAUUGUUACUAGCAACAACCUUUCCUUCACUACCUCUUUAAUCCGGACUAUGGGCCAUCGCUUCUCUCUCAAAGAGCCUAGCGACCUCAGUUACUUUCUUGGCAUUGAGGCUGUGUCGGUUAAUGACGGUCUCUUUCUUUCACGGCAUCGCUAUAUCCAGGACUUAUUACAAAAGUCGAGUAUGACUGAGGCUAAACCCGUGGCUACUCCGCUAGCUUCCACUUCCAAUUUGCUUCUCAACACCGGCGUCACUCUUACAGAUGGUUCAGAAUACAGAAAGCUCGUCAGUUCUCUUCAGUAUCUUGCUCUCACUCGGCCUGACAUUUCCUUUGUUGUUAGUCGUCUCUCACAGUUCAUGCACAAACCCACUGAUGUUCACUGGCAGGCUCUUAAGCGAGUUCUACGCUAUCUUCGUGGCAUUGCCUCUCAUGGGAUCCUUCUCCGGCCACAACAAUCCUUCUCAAUUCACGCCUUUUCUGAUGCAGACUGGGUUGGGGACCGUGACACUUGUCUCUCCACAAUUGGAUACAUUGUUUUUCUUGGUGGGAAUCCCAUUUCGUGGAGAGCGGCCAAACAGCGUACCGUUGCUCAUAGCUCCACCAAAGCAAAGUACAGAGCCUUAGCUGCGUCUUCAUCUGAGCUUGGCAACACUUAGACUCCAACUGUAUAUAUACUCUUGAUAUACUCGUGAAUAAAUAAGUUCUUCACAU
Rubroshorea leprosula is the source of this 2194-nucleotide messenger RNA. Lineage: Eukaryota; Viridiplantae; Streptophyta; Magnoliopsida; Malvales; Dipterocarpaceae. The record is from the annotation of a GenBank genome assembly.